Messenger RNA from Aspergillus bombycis, 1317 nucleotides. RefSeq names its product alpha/beta hydrolase family protein. The transcript has a single exon. Bases 1 to 1317 code for a protein of 438 amino acids. The record is from RefSeq and is a predicted model, not a curated record. Lineage: Eukaryota; Fungi; Ascomycota; Eurotiomycetes; Eurotiales; Aspergillaceae.
AUGAAGGUCUCUUCUUCUAUCUACACAAGUACGCUAUUGGCCGCAUUGGCGCAUAGUCGCCUUGCCGAUGCUGCUGCUGUGGGCAACACCAGCGACGAUCAGCCCAUACUGAUGCUGAGCUCGGAUCCGACAUUUCACUUUGAUCUGCUGGUCCCCCUCGCGCAGGCCACUGCUGGAGGUGCGGAUAUCAAUCCUAUUCUUGGCGCCGCCAAAGACAUUAAAGCGGGAGACAUGGACUCUUUCACCCAGGUGUUCCUUGCGCUUGCCAACAAGACCAAGGCCGACGCUGAAAACCCGGACAACGCGUAUGACCCCGUCAAUGUCCGAGACACCUGGUUCUCAGCGUCCCAAUACUUCCGUCGUGCCUCAUUCUUCCUCACUGGCAACUGGAGCGACCCGCUUAUUGAUAGCCUAUGGGUGGAGCAGAUGGCAGCCUUUGACAAGGGCUUGGCCGCCUUGCCUAUUCCUGGUGAACGUGUCCGCAUUCCGGCUCCCCAGGGAAACUUCACAGUUGAGGCCAUUUGGUACGCCGCCUCCGAGAGCAAAGACGCUAACCUGCCAACAUUGAUUGUCGGCAACGGCCUCGACGGUUCGCAAGAAGAUUCUUACCACAGCUACGUCGUGGCCGCCCUUGCUCGAGGGUGGAAUGCCAUUACCUACGAAGGUCCGGGGCAGAAUACUGUGCGCCGAGAACAGGGCCUAGGUUUCAGGCCAGACUGGGAGGUUGUCGUCACUCCUGUGGUGGACUACCUUCUUUCUGAAAAGUCGCAGGCCGUGGACAAAGACCGGAUUGCAAUUCUUGGAAACUCGAUGGGUGGCUACGGGGCUACCCGUGCAGUCGCUUUCGAAUCCCGGCUCGCCGCAGCGGUCCUCAUCGACGCGGUCUGGGACCUCUAUGAAGGGUAUGCGCUACAGAUACCAGAUGGUCUCCGAGAAGUUUAUGAGGCGGGUAACACGACGCAAUUCGACCACGAAAUGCUCUCGCGGCGAGAAUCCGGGAAGCUCUCCACCGGUGCAGCCUGGGGCUUGGACUACGGCAUGUGGACGUUCAACACGCACUCGCCCUCUGACUUUUUUACCCAAGUCAAGCAAUUUGCAGUGAGGGAUUUCAUUGACAAGAUUAGCGUUCCCGUGUUUGUGGGAGACGCCGAGUACGAAAACAAUUACCCCGGUCAGCCGAAGAAGGUGAAGGAGGCUCUAGGCGAUAAGGGUACUCUACAUCAUUACCACGGGGUCGCUGGCUAUCACUGCCAGACUGGUGCUUCACAAGAAGUGGCGAGAACCGUGUUUGCAUGGCUGAACAAGACUCUGGGAUAA